Messenger RNA from Myotis daubentonii (Daubenton's bat), 1375 nucleotides. RefSeq names its product large ribosomal subunit protein eL39-like. Gene Ontology annotation, biological process: translation. NCBI's taxonomy places the organism in Eukaryota, Metazoa, Chordata, Mammalia, Chiroptera, Vespertilionidae. The record is from RefSeq and is a predicted model, not a curated record. Gene Ontology annotation, cellular component: ribosome; cytosolic large ribosomal subunit. Gene Ontology annotation, molecular function: structural constituent of ribosome.
AUUCAAGAACUGCCUAUUGCUCUUUCUCCGCCAUCGAGGUGCGCACAUUCGCUUCUCCUUCACCAUGUCUUCCCACAAGACUUUCAGGAUCAAGAGGUUCCUGGCCAAGAAACAAAAGCAGAAUCGGCCCAUUCCCCAAUGGAUUCAGAUGAAAACUGGUAAUAAAAUCAGGUACAACUUGAAGAGGAGGCAUUGGAGAAGAACCAAACUGGGCCUAUGAGAAAUCACACAUGAGAGAUGACUCACAUAUUUAUGCUGUAUCCAGGUUGCCUACACCCUUAAAUGAUUGAAAAGAUGCUACUGUCUGGACAGUUGGGUCAUUUUAAUUGGAAGAUUAAUGAACUUGUGAUUUUGCUCUCUUGAUUUUUCCCCCCUGAAAUAGUAGGUUGGUUCAUUAAUAAAUGUGUGAGAUCUUUAAAAAAAAGAACUGCCUAUGACCAUGGAAAGAUUAGCAACCUUGUUGCCCAAACAAUGGAGUCCCACCUCAGCCUCCUAAUUCCCCAUGCCUAUAAUCCCUACUUCCCCAUGUAAUCCUUGUCCUACCCUAUGGUAGCAGCUGGUUUAUGGGAAACUGGAGAGCAGAUUUUUGUGGGUGACCUGCUGCUCUCCCAUAGUGCCGACAGUAUUGGAAUAAACGCUCAUCUAUGAUUCAACCCUGUCUCUGCUUAGUUGGCUCAAGUAGUGACAGGCAGCCCGGACCCAUUGAUUGUCCUGUUACAGCACCUCAGACCCUUCAGUCCGCACGCCGGUGGCUCUGUCCACUGAGCCAAACAAGCUAGGGCAGAAUACCAGUCUUUUAAGCCCAACAAUAUCCUUUUUCCUGCACAAGUUGCUUCUUGGUAGUGUGGACGAAAGGGGUCACAUGCUGACCUGACAAGCUCAGGAGAGGCCUGCAUGGCAGUCUUGCAAACUCAGAGACUAGGUCCUAAAGUAACCACAAAGGAUGGUCUGAAAUUAUACAUUAAAAGCAUCAUGGUGGGCAGUUAUGUCCUAGGCCAGUAUCUUCACUGACAAGGUCAACCUUUACCUUAACUGAGUCUAUCUGUCUUUUUGCAUCUAUGGUAACAUAUGCUUGAAAUGUCUGGGUAACUUGUAGCUUUUCUGGAGCCCCUGGGGCACAACCAAAUGUGCUGGACGCCAGGACAGAGACCACAAAUUCCCUCAUUAUCAUGUUAAUUGAUCCUGUGCUUUGCUUUAUCCCACCUCCUUAAUCUAUCACCAAUGAAUUUCAUGUAACCCACCUAUGCCCCUCCUUUGAUUGCAAUGUAUAAAUACAAAUGUAACCCGACAUUCUCUGGAGCAUUAUCUCAAUUCGUUAAGGUUCUUAUUCCCUGCGCAUGUCGACAGUUUGGCUCAAAUAAACUCACAAAACUUC